GUGCCCAGGGCCCUGGGAGAGAGCUGGGCGAGAGUACACCUUGUUCCGAGGCCUGGGCGACAGUGGACGGGACUGACUGCUGGCAAGGAGGCACGGCUCUACCAGGAAAUUGCAAAUGAGAGGAAGCAGCAGGACUUAGGCGUUGGGGACCGAGGUGCCUGGCGAGCAGGUCCUGCCCUCUUUGCUGCCGGGCCCUGGGGCCUGGGCUGAGGCCGCAGGUGGCGGGAGCUGGAAGGGCGUCGUGUAGUCUUCAGGACACAGCAGAGUGCCUGCCUGCCGAGCCCCCGGGUUAUGACGACCCCCAAUAAAGGAAACAAGGCCUUGAAGGUGAAGCGGGAGCCUGGCGAGAAUGGCACCAGCCUGACGGACGAGGAGCUGGUGACCAUGUCGGUGCGGGAGCUGAACCAGCACCUGCGGGGCCUGUCCAAGGAGGAGAUCGUGCAGCUGAAGCAGCGCCGGCGCACGCUCAAGAACCGCGGCUACGCCGCCAGCUGCCGCGUGAAGCGGGUGACGCAGAAGGAGGAGCUGGAGAAGCAGAAGGCGGAGCUGCAGCAGGAGGUGGAGAAGCUGGCCUCGGAGAACGCCAGCAUGAAGCUGGAGCUCGACGCCCUGCGCUCCAAGUACGAGGCCCUGCAGAACUUCGCCAGGACCGUGGCCCGCGGCCCCGUGGCGCCGGCUCGGGGCCCCCUUGCCGCCGGCCUGGGGCCCCUCGUCCCCGGCAAGGUGGCUGCCACCAGCGUCAUCACGAUAGUAAAGUCCAAGACGGACGCCCGGUCGUAGGGACGCGCACUUGCGCGGGCGGGUCUGCGAGGGGCCACUAGGCGUGUGUGAUUUCAGCAGCCCUGCCCCCUUCCUCCUCUGCCCUCCCUCCCCUCCUCCCUCCUCCCCUCCCUGCAAAGCACAACCCGCACCCCAGGGGCGCCGGGCUGAGCCCCUUGAUCUCGUCGUUGUCAUCGUGUGUUUUGUGUGUUGGGAUUGGUCAGUUCGGCGGUGACGUGGGGUCACCCAGCCCACUCCGCGCCAAGGCCACGUGGGCUCCAGGUGCGGAGUUGGCCCCGUGGGGACGGAUGGAGAGACGGAGCGGCCGUGGGGCCCCAGCGUCCCGAGCCGGGGCCACUCCAGGGCAGGAGGGCGCUCCGUUCCGGGCGGCCCACGGGCCCUGGCAGCGGCCGGGCUGCCGGGAUGCGGGGCGGUUCGCUCGCAGCUCGGCCAGCAGGCAUAGGUGGGCUCUGCCUCGAGGAGCCGGGUGUCCUUGGGUGCCCUGGACGGGCGGCCCGGCGGGGGGAGCGGUGUCGGCGGGGGGAGCGGUGUCGGCGGGGGGGCCCGGGCCCGUGGCGCGCUCGCCUGGCGCGCUUUACUGAAGGAGACCGAGCGGCUGGCGGUGCGCGCGAGAGCGUGAGGGCGUCCAGUGUCCUGCGGUGGGCCCCGUGUCACUGUUUACACGACCUGUCUGUGUGGUUACAUAGCCCUUUAUUUAAAGAGAGAAGUUUCUUUUACGAAGUUAUUAAAUUAUAUGUUUAAAAGCUAAAGGAAAAAAAAAGCUGCAGAGUAUUUAUAAAACUGUCUUUUUACAAAAAACAAACAAGAGCAUUUGACCGUAUAAAUGGAAAAGGGAAAGAAAUAUAAUAGAAACUUUGCUAGUUUAAAAAAAGAAGAAAAAAAAGCAAAAAAAAAUCCCUUUCUUGUAAACUUACAGACAAGUCUUUGUGGCUGUUGGAGUUUAGUUUUUAUAUACACAGAGUUAUCAGAUGUUAUUUAUAAAACUUAGUUUAAAAAAGACAAAAGACAAAAAAACAAAAAAAGCCCAGCUGCGAGCGACCAGAAGGCGCGCCCGCCGCCCUCUUUGCUGACUCUUCUGCAAUUGUACCGAAAGUGACUUACUCCCCGCCCCUCCCGCUUCCGCCCCCUGCCGGUGCCCGUGCCGUGUCGUCCUGCCUGGUGAGGUCUUGUGCAGCGUCUCGUGCUGGUGCUUCUGGUGACCUUUGACCUGUGGGUGUCGCUUCUCGUGUCCGUUCUCCCGUGUUUGUUUUCGGAAUUGGUUGUGUUUUGCUUCUGCUGGCUUGCAGGGCGCAGGCUGGGGUGCCGGGCAGGGCCCGCUCCGACAGUUUCGGGGGGUGGGGUGGGCGGGGGGGAGGUUCUGUGCCCACCAGCCCAGUGCCUGGUGUCUUCGACCUCGCUGCCCGCUCCAGGCCUCCAGGAGGUCUGAUUCAGGGCUCUGGCGCCCCCAGACCUGCUGCCCUUGGCUUCGCAUGUGUGUGUCAGGCUUGGGCUGAUCCAGCGGCAGCAGGGUGGGUGAAACUGGGGGCUGUCCCGGGGGCCCCGCACGCUGCUUCCGUGCUCGCCACCUCUGGCCCCGGGUGGGGGCUUUGCAGAGACCAGGGAGUCACUGUGGGUGCCCGCAGGGCCACAGCCAGACGGCCCGCCCUGCCUGUCUUCCUUCUGGGGUUCGGUUGCCCCGCCCCGGCUCUGGCCGCUGCACCCCACUUUGUUUCACAUGGGCCUCAGCCGGGGCACCCAGGGGCCUACUGACCCCAGAACUGCUUCCGUGCUGCGGGGUGGUGCUUCCUAGGCAGAGCCGGGCGGUUCCGGGGUCCACCUGGGGCAGCCCCUGGCGCCUGCCUGAGGGCCUGGGGUGGCCACCGGGGCCGGACAAGGGCUGCGUCUCCAGGGCCAGGGCCCUCCCUUCCUCUCCCUGAACACGUUGGCAGCUCUGGGCUUCCGGCCUUCUUCCGCCUCCCUUUGGGGCCCAUCUUCCAGGGAUCCGAUGCUUGGCUUGUGGGGGUGCUGGUCUCCGGGGCUGAGCCUGCCCCCCCAUCCUGGCCUCUGCCGGUGAAGGCCGCCGGUUUCCCAUGCCUGGCCGGGAAAGCUCCUUGUAGUCACAGGAGCCUGCGCUGUCCGUCCCCAGGAGGCCAGUGCCAUCUCCAGGGGCAGCCGCCUCUGCGUGGGGCUGCCGGUUGGCUUCUCCGGGGCCCCUGAACGCCUGUGAAAGCACAGCAGUGCAACAGUGCGGCCUGGCAGGGUGUCAGCUGGCGGGCAGCUGGGUUUUCAUCCCAGUGAUCGGCCCCGCGCCUGUGGGGCAGGAGCAGGGGCGUGGUGUCGGCUUCCACCUUGUCAGUGGGCUUCCCUGGGCCCAGAUGUUUGCAGACUCUCCCGGCUGCACCUGGGUCGCCUGCCAGGCUGGUUUUGACGGUUGGCGCCAGACCGCUCGGUGGCGUCCUCCCCUCCAGUCUCUGCCUCUGUCUUGGGGUCCAGACAGAGGUUGUUGGUGGUUGUAGCAGCAGUGCCCUGGAACCAAAUUGUAACGACCCCUAAAGAGAGGUCGUGCCCAGUCCCGGUGCUGAGAGGGACAGGCCCUCCGUGGCCAUUCACCGUCCCCACUUGUGUCCCAGCUGGGAGGCGGUUGUCCGUCUCCGCACACCUCGGCCAGGCUGCGGACCUGGGGAAUGGAGGGAAGAGGUGGGUGAGGAAGGAAUGAGGAGGGCUUUCCGGCGGGCGGUGCUGAGCAGAAAUGGCAGGUCCUUGGUUUGGUGUACAGGAGAAGCGCCCGGAGUCAGUGAGGACGUGGUUCCUUUCGGAGUUUCUGGGCGUGAAGCAGCUGCCCCUGGGUCGGGGGGGGCGCCCCGCUCCCACGAAGCCUGCCCUGCAGGGCCGCCCCCCCCCCCCCCGUGCCCCCUCCCUCGGUUUCUCGACAGCAGGUUCUGUGUCCAUGUGCGGCUGGUCGGUGUCUUUCUGGUUCUUGUUGGUCAGGUUUCCCUGCUGUGAGGGUGUCGUGUUCCCUCUUCCUCCGCUCAACUUUUUUGACACAGCAAAUCGAGGGCUUCGGCCAAAGCCACGGCUCCCAAAUGUGUCCACUAAGUAAACCAUACUGUGCCCCUCCCCGCCCCCCUCCCGCCCACCUCCUCCUCGACCCCAGAACGGACACUCAGACUUCAGAGAGCCUUGUGGGAGCGGGUCUGCUUUUUCCCCCCGAGCUCGCCCCAGGGAGCCCUCCCCCAACCCCUGGCUGCUGCUCCAGGCGGCACUGCCCUCCGUGCGGGCGAGACGGCAUGGCUGCUCAGUGGCAUUUGGGAGGUGUGCUUCUUUCUGACGGGGGCUUUUCUUCUCUCGGUCCACGCCCCAAGUCUGUGUGCCCGACCCUGACCGGCAGCAGCAGCCUCAGCGGCCAGUGCCGGGGCCAGAGCUCUGAUGUGCUGUCGCCGGCUUUGGGGCCAGUGGCCAAGCCCCACCUGGUCCCUGGUGCCUCCAGGCCCGAGGUGGCCUGCUGGCCAGAGCUCCAGUCCACAUCUGGGAAGCCUGGACCACAACCUACAGCACUGUUUCCGCUCUGGGAUCUUGUAAGCUACUUUUUUAGGCUGUGGUUUGGUGAAAGGAACCAACACAUUAACGAUUUUUUCCCCCAGAAGCCACUAAAUAAUUCUUUUUGGCGCAUUUUUGCCUUCCUGUUGGCUGUCUGGUCUCGGAGCAGAUGGGGAGCCGGUGGGGGGAGGGGUGCUCCUGAGCAGGCGGCCGGCCCCGCUCGGGCCUGGGCGCCCUGGGCCUGUGCUGCACCUGCCGGGCCGGUGGCACGCAGUUGCGCCCCACCUGGAGCAGCAGCCUUGAUGCGUGGGUCCCCAGUGAACUACGAGAGUGACCCUUCCUUCUUCCCCUCCCCUCAACCUGCCAGUCCCGGAAGCCUUUAACCAAACGGGGGCGGGGGCGGCCAGCCUUCUCCCGGCAUCUGGGGCGACGGGACAAGGGCUGCCCGGUGUGUCCUGCUCUGCUGCUCUCCUGGCGCUGAGAGGGUGGGUCCGAGCGCUGUCGUUCGCACCCUGCCAGCCCUGCCCGGGGCUGGAGCCAGGGGUAGGUGGGGGUACCCUGGGGUCUGC
Molecule: messenger RNA, 4865 nt
Organism: Phyllostomus hastatus (greater spear-nosed bat)
Lineage: Eukaryota; Metazoa; Chordata; Mammalia; Chiroptera; Phyllostomidae
Gene: MAFG
Product: MAF bZIP transcription factor G
Exons: 3
Coding region: 292-780 (162 amino acids)
Biological process (GO): regulation of epidermal cell differentiation; regulation of transcription by RNA polymerase II
Cellular component (GO): nucleus
Molecular function (GO): DNA-binding transcription factor activity, RNA polymerase II-specific; RNA polymerase II cis-regulatory region sequence-specific DNA binding
Source: RefSeq, a predicted model, not a curated record